UUUUACGCAUGCGCACUUGCCUUAACGACGGGAUAAAAACAACUUCAGUGGCCAGGUGACAGCUAUGAAAAGACUGUAAAAUAUCUAUAUUGGACACAGUUUACAUAUAAAAGAUUAAAAAACAUGCCUGGCAGUGCAAUCUCUGCUGUGGGGAGUUCCUCCUCUGCCUCCUCACGGCGAGGUAAAACAAAGAGCUACAGAGUUGUCAGCAACCACUCACAGAUAGAUGAGUCUUUAUUCGGACAGCCAAAUCAUGUGGCAAAGAGACAAGAACUUUUGGAAAACAAAUGGUCUGGUGGUGACAACAGAAUUGAAGAUUUAGCUAGAGAAAGAAGUGCAAGAAGAAAUAAGAAAAACAAAAAGAACAACAAAGAAACAGUUCAAGUUAUCACAAAAGACCUUAUCAGAAAUCUUAUUGUACCAACAGAAGACCCUAGUGGCCAGUCAGUUAUCCUGCCGCGACAUGAAUACUACAGAAUAAUUCAGAACUCUAGAGUAAUAACAAAAUCAGAAAGAGAGCAAAUGGACAACAGAAUAAAAGAAGGGAAAGAAAGGGCAAUGGAGGAAAGUGCUGCAAGAAAGAAUCAGAUGAAGGCCUUGGACCUUGACAGGCGUAAUAAUGAGAAACUCAAUGAUCUUGAGGAGGAGGCCAAGGAGAUGGCAGAGCACCUGCUCUCCAAGGCAACGGAGAUGAGGCAGGAACAGGAGGAUGAGAUCAAACAUCUUAAUGAGCUGAUUCUGAAUGCCAAGUGCCACGCAAUCCGUGACGCCCAGAUCCUCGAGAAGGGACAAGUACGAGGUGAGAUGGAUGAGGAGGAGAAGCGGCUGGACGUGAUGAUGGAGGUAGACAGACAGAACGCCAUCCGUGUACAGGAGGAGAUCGAGAAGAAGAGGAAGGAAGAGAGGCUCAUAGGUGCGGCUAAACUGUUGGAGCAGAUAACAGAGAAUGAGCAGGACCGUCUUCUUGAGCUGGAACGCAAGGACCAAGAGAAUGUGCAUAUGCAGCGCCAGGUUGAGAAGAUGAUGGAUGAGGAUCGUGUCAUGCUGGACAAGAGGAAGCGUGAGCAGGAGGCUCUCAGGACUGACCUAAACCUUGCUAACGAAGAGAUCCUUGCCCGCCGAGAAAUCAAGAAGCAGCAGGAGAAGGCUGAGGAACACAAGGUCAUCGAGUACAUGAAACAGAAAGCUGAGCGUGAGGCAGCGUUUGAAGAGGAGCAGCAAAGAAUCCGAAUUCAGAAGGAGAAAGAAACUGCUAGGCUCCGAGCCCUUCAAGAGCGUGCCCGUGACGAACAAGCGGACAGGGACGCCCUCCGCGCCAAGCGAGCCCAAGAGCAGGCGGAGCGUGAGUGGCGCAAAAAGGAGGCAGAGGAAGGAAGGAAGAAGGCAGAGACGGAAGCAAUGUUAAUUGAUGCACGUAAAAACCAGAUGAACCAGAAGGAGCACUACCUCGCCGUCCAGGCACAGAGGGAAAGGAACGAGUUCGAACGUGUGCUCAGGGCCCAGAAAGAGCUGGUUGAGAAGGAGCGUCGCGAGGAGCAGGAGGCCAAGAAGAAACGCCACGGCCAUGCUGAUGAUGUGCGCGCUCAGAUACGUGAGAAGGAGCAGGUGCGAAUCUCUGAGAGGAACGCAUUCUUCGAGGAGGGUGUAAAACUGGAUGAGGAGGCCCGGGCCCGGCGCGCAAAGUUGGAGGAUGUGAAGAAGAAGAAGUUGGAGCAUCUUAGAGCUGCAGGCAUACCUGAUCGCUAUGUUACACAUGUGGCCCACAAGGUCAAUGUGAACAUAAAGGCGUAAAAACAGGAGUGCGGGAAUCCCAGAGAAAUACUUGAGCCAAGUGGAGAGGAAGAUAGCUGCCCCUCAACACAUCUCAGCAUGAAACUCAUCCUCUACAUCGUCAACAUGACAUGCACAACAUGUUCUGUACAUUGUGUCUGUGAUAUCUUUACAUUGAAAUAAGUUUAAUUAUCUAUAUAUGUGCAUUAUUUCUCGAGAAAAACUUGGAACAAAAGAUUUAUUUUUUUCAUUUGUUUUUCUUCAAAAAAUAUAUCUGUAAAUUUGUAAACUUACCUUAUGUUUUUAUCAAUCUAUAUUAAAAUUGGUAGAGAAAUAACAAAAUAAUAUUGUUUCUUUUAACGAAGUUUGAGAAUUUUUCAAUAAUGUAUACACAAAAGUAAAUCUAGAAUGCCUUCAUUUCGACCAAAUAUUUGAACAUGUUUUUUAUAAGAUUGAGUAUUAAUCCUUAUCUAAAAGCCUUUAAACUCAAAUUUACCACUUCUCUUUUUCCAUCUUUAGUUUUUUUGCACUCAUGAAAGCAGAGAAAGUACAUUACUUUCUGUAACAUUGUUGUUUUUAUUUAUUUUAAUAUUUUGAUUGUGUGUUCAAAAAGAACAUGUAAACACCAUUUCAAAAUAACGUUGUUGAUGGCUUGUUAUAUUGUCUAUUGCAUUUUAUUGCUCAUUUGCAAUCCACAUGUACAUUAUUUUUUGUGCACAGUAUUUCACAUACAUGUAAUAUCAAAGCAUUAUGUGGCACCGACGUUUUGCAAAAAGAUAAACUGCUGUUUUAACGUUUACUUGUAUUAAUUUUUAAUCAUUGUAUUUUUAUGAGAAGAAAUUAUUUUUCCUUUGAAAAUAUUGUUAUAGUUUUAGACUUGGCCCAUAUUGUAUAAAAUAACAAAAUGCUUUAUUAGAUGUGGUUUUUAUUCCAUUUUUAUUUAAAAUAAGUAUUAAAUUAUUGGUUGUUGAUUUUUAAACAUUCUGAGGUUAAAUAACUCCUGCCUCUUAUUGUAUUGUAUUGAUUCAAGGGUUAAAGUCUGUGGUUAUAGCAAAUUGAUUGUCUUCAGGAUGGAUAUAAUUUCCUGUUUAUUAACAUACCGUAUAUGGUAUUGUUGACUUUCAACAUUAAACUUAUUGUAUGAAAACACCAGCCUAAAAUCCAGAAAAGCAGUAUUAACAACGAUAAAACAUGUCCAAUUGGUUUUAUUUACAUGUAUAAUCCACACUUUGUGUGCUGUAAAGCAUCUUUUGAUGCUCUUAUGAGAUGGAUUUGGCAUAUUUUUCCAUCUCAGCCAUUGUCCACAUUUUAAUAAUUGUAUGAUAUAACCAUGGCCUGCAGAAUAAUUAGUCGCUAAGAGAUUUAAAGCAGUAUUAACAACAAUGCUAAAAUAAUCGUUCAGUUUGUUUGUAUUCAUUAUGUAGCCAUCUUAUCAAGAACUGUACGACCAGGGGAUCAAGAUUUUUAAUUCCAGAUUGCCUGAAGGUCACUUAUUAAAUUGAGCGUGUUAUGUGCAAAUUCUAACAAACUGAGUCUUGCAUGCUUGUUCAGUUAACAUUUGUUCCAAAAUAAAUGAGUUUGCCAGUUCAAAGAAGAGUAAGGUGAUACUAUCGUUGUCGUCCCAUUGUGUGUACUGUCAUGAAUAAUGAAAAAUGUAGAUUUAUUUGCAUUACAUAUUCAGGGUUAAAUUUGCCCUAAGCUCUGUAUCUUACCAUAUGCACACUUCUGGAAGUUGUUGUGUAACAUGCAUAUGAAUUAUGAUCAGAGAACGAACGUUUAUGGUAGGAUUAAAUUAUGUUCUAUUACUUAUUUAGAUAUAUACAUAUAUAAUAUUGAACGACUGAAUGUUGAUAUAAUGACUUCCUCUUUUUGUGAAAGAAAAUGUUAUGUAAAGACAAUAAAUAUGUGAUUUAUA
Molecule: messenger RNA, 3685 nt
Organism: Mya arenaria
Lineage: Eukaryota; Metazoa; Mollusca; Bivalvia; Myida; Myidae
Product: cilia- and flagella-associated protein 45-like
Exons: 11
Coding region: 124-1791 (555 amino acids)
Source: RefSeq, a predicted model, not a curated record